AUGGUGGAAAAUUUGUCAAUCAUGACUUUCAGGCUUACUUCCAACAACAUGGAUCGAAUUAUCCGUGAGAUGACUUGUCCUCAGACACCACAACAAAAUGGUGUUGCUCAACGAAAGAAUCGACAUCUUCUUGAAACCACCCGAGCACUUCUGAUUGGCGCUCAUGUUCCUCGCCAUCACUGGGAUGAUGCUAUUGUGGCUGCAGUUCACUUGAUCAACCAUAUGCCUUUUGGUGUAUUGACCUUUGAAACUCCCUUACAAGUGCUUGCGCAACACGGACUUCUGCCCUUUGUUUUGGUACUCAAACCCCAAAUCUUUGAAUGUGUGGCCUUCGUUCAUCUCGACAAAAGCAACGUAGCAAAUUUGAUCCUUGCACGCUUCAUUGUGUUUUUGUGGGUUAUGCCACUCAUCAGAAAGUCUACCGCUGUUAUCACCCUCCUACCCGAUAUAUCUAUGUCACUUUGGAUGUGA
This is a messenger RNA of Prunus armeniaca (apricot), 471 nucleotides long. The record is from the annotation of a GenBank genome assembly. Lineage: Eukaryota; Viridiplantae; Streptophyta; Magnoliopsida; Rosales; Rosaceae.